Argentina anserina (silverweed cinquefoil) is the source of this 1071-nucleotide messenger RNA. RefSeq names its product zinc finger protein CONSTANS-LIKE 4-like. NCBI's taxonomy places the organism in Eukaryota, Viridiplantae, Streptophyta, Magnoliopsida, Rosales, Rosaceae. The transcript has a single exon. Gene Ontology annotation, molecular function: zinc ion binding. The record is from RefSeq and is a predicted model, not a curated record. Bases 160 to 705 code for a protein of 181 amino acids.
CCUCCCAACUUGUACUGCACCAUGUUUUCCAAUUCCUUUCCUUAUAUAUGCACAACCAUAUGCACAUGAACACUUCAGGGCUUAAAAACAUAGUUACAAGGUAUCUACUUGAGGAAUCAGAUUCAGAGAGCGAGAGAAAAAAGAGAUCGAGGGAGAGAAAUGAAGAAGUGUGAGCUGUGUGAUUCUGUGGCGAAGAUGUACUGUGAAUCUGAUCAAGCUAGUCUGUGCUGGGACUGUGACAUCAAGGUUCAUGGUGCAAACUUCUUGGUGGCCAAGCAUUCAAGGACUCUGCUCUGCCAUGUCUGUCAAUCUUUAACCCCAUGGAAUGCCUCUGGACCCAAGCUUGGUCCUACUGUUUCAGUUUGUGAGAGUUGUGUGAACAAUUCUAACAAGGAGUCCAGAAAUGAAGAAGAAGAAGAAGAAGAAGAAGAUGAUGAUGAUGAUUAUGAUGAUGAUGAUGAAGACGAAGAAGAAGAAGAAACUAGCAUUGGAGAAGAUGAUGAUCAUGAUGUUGGCGGUAAUAAUGGUGCUGGUGAUAAUGAUGGUGGUAACGCUGAUGACGAUGAAGAGAAUCAAGUUGUACCAUGGUCAUCUAGCUACCCUGCUCCACCAGACUCAAGUUCGAAGUCUUUAAAUGAUGAAGAAUGUUGCAAUGAAAGUUUCUCAAUAUCAAGGUCAGCAUAUCCAUAUAAGCGAAGGCGCUAGAAUUCACACUUGAAUUCUCAAGUUCACAAUUUCUUCAUCUAAAGAUCUUGCAAAUGAAGCAUGUCUUUCUUUCUUUCUAGUCUCCUCCGAUCAUCAUCCUCAAUAAGAGAUAGAUGAGAGCUCAGAAUGAUGGAAGAAGCAACAACUUAAGCUUUUACAUCUUGCAAAUGAUGCAUGUCUUUCUUUCUUUCUUUCUUUAUUUCUUUCUAGUCUCCUCCGAUCAUCAUCCUCAAUAAGAGAAAGAUGAGAGCUCCGAAUGAUUGAAGAAGCAACAACUUAAGCUUUUACUGACUAGGUGAAUAUUCUUAAUUUGUUUUCAAGUCAUUGUAAGCUUUUGACUCCCAUUUUAAUUGGAUCCUUACAAUC